Messenger RNA from Oppiella nova, 378 nucleotides. Lineage: Eukaryota; Metazoa; Arthropoda; Arachnida; Sarcoptiformes; Oppiidae. The record is from the annotation of a GenBank genome assembly.
AUGUCGGUCACUGUAGCUCUGAUUGCUUUCAUCAGCAAUCAGGACCCUGGUACUAAAAUAGUAAUCAAACAUUUGCGAGGCAAUGAUGAAUUGGCAAAAGUGUUACAAAUAGACAAUUUCGAUGAGGCUAUUAAUAUAUACUACAAACUCGAUAAUCUAACUGCCAAACACGGAGGUGAGAUGUGCCUGGCAUUCAUGUAUUAUUAUCCACCCGUAAAGGGCGGUGAUAUCAGGAUUAAAAGUCUUAAAACUAGAUAUUGGUUGAACCCGAAGCCUAUGAUAUUAAAACCGGAUCAUUUAAAAAAUACCCGAUUAGAGGACUAUAUCCGCAAAAAAGUUGACUUCAGGGAUGACAUUCAACAAGAGGUCAGAUUGUAA